CAAUCAAUCUUGGAAAUUGGUUUUCCGUCUUACCCACACCGUAAUUUCUAAAAUUUGUACUCAAAAGGAAACCAGCAUUUAAAUAUUAUCUUACUUUAAUAACUUAAGAGGACUUAAUACAUUUAGGUUGAUGUUUUAGAUAAUACGUUUUAACGUAGUAAUAAUAUUUUAUACAAAGAUAAAUUGUAAUUUUGGUAGAAUAUGAACAAGGGAGAUUCAGCACAACAAAACAAAAGAGACAUGCACAGGGGGAAUGGUGGAGGCACUGCACCUGGCAAAACUGAUAGACAGGGUGAAUCAAAUGCCGUCGAAUUUGAGCAACAAGAAAUCACCUUCAAAUGUGAUGAGAUAAAUAAGCGUUCGAUCGGCCGUGCUAUCAUCAAAUUCUGUGGAAAUGAAGGUACACAAAAUGACUCCAAUAAAGCUACCCUAAGGAGACUUAUGCAAGCUGUCAUUUCACAUCUUGAACAGGAAAAGCCAGACAUCUGGAAGAAUGCGGAAGUGAAAAUAUAUGAUGACAAUUUUGAUGUGUACUCAAUCCGUUCUGGCAACGGUCAUGCAUUGUUUCUAGCAACUUUUGAUGGUCUGGGAAACCCUCAAGUUGUAAAGACAAGCAGGUCUAGGAUCGAGUCAAAUCGGGUUCAAGGAAAACAAUGCUCACUUAUGUAACUUUUGAAUACUUUAUACAUUUUAUAGAAAAUCCGUCAGAGCACAUCAUUAGUCGGAAGUUUGUAAUUUAUAUGAUAUACUGUUUAUACUGUUUUUAAUCAUCAGUUUCAGAUUUUAGAUCUAUUGGCAUAUCGGCAUACAGAAAAGACAUUUGGCUAUUUACAAAUACAUGAAAGAUAUUACAAAUAUACAAUCUAUAUUCACAAAAUCUAGAAACUGAAUAUUAUUUCUUGUCAUGCUGUCGGCUUUAUAGAAACCUUCGGGAAAAACAUAUUGUGGUAACAACUCGUUGGCCUAUUUAUAUUGAUUUACUAGAAUAUCAUCAUGGAGUAAAAAACAAAAGUGUUAGAAACGCAGCGAAAUGUGUCUACUCUUUUAAGCAGUUUAGACAGGAAGAACUUACUGAUGCUGCUCCUUUAAAACUUCACCAUUUUGUUAAAAUUCUAAUUUUGUUAGUGUUGUAUGCUAUAAAAAGUUGCGUACGUUCA
This is a messenger RNA of Mercenaria mercenaria, 1157 nucleotides long. RefSeq lists its product as uncharacterized. The record is from RefSeq and is a predicted model, not a curated record. The transcript has 2 exons. NCBI's taxonomy places the organism in Eukaryota, Metazoa, Mollusca, Bivalvia, Venerida, Veneridae. Bases 202 to 669 code for a protein of 155 amino acids.